AUGAAAGAUCACUUGUGCUCACAUAUUGUAGGAAUUGCUCCUUCUCGGGCUUGGAACAAGGCAAAUGAUAGAAUUGCGCAAUGGAAUCGACCGCCGAACGAAGCGGGACUUGCUUGGAAUACUUACCAAGCACUCUGUCGACGCAGCAAAGUUUUCAUUAAGGAUGUCAGUGUAACCCUCCCAAUUGUAAACUUUGAAAAUGUUAUUAUUGACAUCGCAACAGGGUCGGAAUAG
This is a messenger RNA of Paracoccidioides lutzii Pb01, 234 nucleotides long. RefSeq lists its product as hypothetical. The transcript has a single exon. The coding region runs from base 1 to 234 and encodes 77 amino acids. The record is from RefSeq and is a predicted model, not a curated record.